Messenger RNA from Parastagonospora nodorum SN15, 1977 nucleotides. RefSeq lists its product as hypothetical. The transcript has 3 exons. The coding region runs from base 1 to 1977 and encodes 658 amino acids. The record is from RefSeq and is a predicted model, not a curated record. NCBI's taxonomy places the organism in Eukaryota, Fungi, Ascomycota, Dothideomycetes, Pleosporales, Phaeosphaeriaceae.
AUGGGCCGUAAAAGGAGCAAGAAAACAGCUCUGGCGCGAAGCAACGCCCGCAUCGGUCUUUGCGACAUAUGCGCAGGAAUACCUUGGGAAACACUCCUUGAUCUACGAGUGAGCAAGACACAUAGACUACCCAAGAUCAAUCAGACUGUCGAUCAUUUGAGAGUGUCGUCCUGUCGCGUCUGUAGAUUGAUUGCUCAUGCCAUGAUCAGCAACAAGGGUGGAGAGUUCGUAGGGAAGCCUCCGUAUAUUCUUGACCUGCACGGCAGUGUAUGGUCAUCUACUGGAGCGCUUGUUCUGUUGUAUUUAGACAAGCCCAACUUGACGUCCUCGGGUCGUUUCGAGAUACCGCACAUGGUGCUUGUGUCAGUGCAGCCUAAAAUCUCGUCAGGUGGCGUAGAUGCUCGACCACCAGCGGACCGGCUUGUACUGGGCGGUAUACCUAUAGUGCUAAUGAAAGAGUCAAUCGAUGUCUAUUCGACCGCGCUAUUAGGACUCAAGCUAAUCGACUGCCUCACCAACACCGUCAUGCUCGCUCCCCGUGCCCCUGAAUACGUUGCUCUAUCAUACGUAUGGGGUCGAAGAAACAACGGAAUAAGUCUCGCAGAUGCCGCGCCGCUUUCCAGUCCGCCGAAGACCGUGUCUGACGGUUGCUACCUGGCGCGUUCACUUGGAUUCAGGUAUCUUUGGGUGGAUAGAUAUUGUAUAGAUCAAGAAAACCACGCAGAAAGGACUCAGCAGAUUGCACAAAUGGCCGACAUUUACGCAUCUGCGCAGCUAGUGCUUCUGGCUGUAGGCGCAAAAGACGCCGACUUUGCGUUUCCGAUUUCCGACCAUGAAUCCACACACUCCAUUCCGCAAGAGACGGUAGGAGAUGUCAAAAUUCUGUCCUGUGCAGCUCCGCUGAGACAUAUCACAUCCGACGACUUAGAGCCGCCGAAAUGGGCUUCCCGAGCUUGGACAUUCCAAGAAUGCUACUUCUCUCGCCGGCGAUUGCUUAUCACAAAAGAUAAAGUUCUCUUCCGAUGCAAUGGCCGCAAUCGGGAACAAGUUGUCGGCAACGACUGGUACCCUCCGACCAUCGCUAGAGGCGUGGGUCUAGAUCUCGAAGCCCACAAACGUGUACUGUCAGGCUACGCGGGCCGUCAGCUCACAUUUGAAUCUGACGCACUUGCUGCCGUCGUUGGUGCACUCAAUGCGCACAAAACUCGAAAAUCAUGUGCGCACAUCUGGGGCGUUCCUGUGAGUAGGAGCAGGGGAAGUGGAAACGCGCAGAGAAUCGCUUUGAUCUGGGCACACGAUAGCCCAUGUGAGCGACGCAAAGGCUUCCCCAGUUGGUCUCCGAUAGCCUGGACCGGGCCAAUCUCGUGGCCCUCAAAACUCGAUGUGAGUACAGAGGGCGUUCGCCUUGUCAGCGACGUGGAAGAUCGUUCAGUAGUGUCUUGGGCGACACUGAGCAAAAGCAAACACCGUGACUACGAAAACGCUCCACGGUUCCUGGAGAUAACAGGAGGAUUGGCGCCCCUAAAUAUGGUGCGGACAACACGCACAGAUUGUGACAUGUCUGUCCUAGCGCCCGAAAUUAGAGCAGACUGGAUAUCCUUUUCUUUAAAAGGCGACCUGGAGGUCAUGCUCGAGCCGCGAUGGGAUUUACCAUCUGCGCAAAUAUCCGAGGAUCCGAUUUACGGCCUACUGCUCACUUCGAGAAGGCUGCAUGACAUGAGCGCUGACAAUUUGGAUGAUGCGCACGUCAUGAUUCUUCGGCGCUGUCACAAGUGCUAUGAAAGAGUCGGAUUUCUUACGCUUCCCAGCGUGUUGGAAAAGAACCAUAUAUAUAAGAAAGUGCAGUUUGGAGAGCAGGGUACCUUGCAGACUGCCUUGACGAGCUCGGACGAUUCGCCACCAAACUUGUUCUCGGGGAGUGGAGAACGUUACGAUUGGGCGGAAAUAUUCGAGGAAGACACAAUCGUGCUUGGUUGA